This is a messenger RNA of Frieseomelitta varia, 5956 nucleotides long. RefSeq names its product four and a half LIM domains protein 2 (gene Lmpt). The record is from RefSeq and is a predicted model, not a curated record. Gene Ontology annotation, cellular component: nucleus; Z disc. The transcript has 10 exons. Gene Ontology annotation, molecular function: zinc ion binding; transcription coregulator activity. NCBI's taxonomy places the organism in Eukaryota, Metazoa, Arthropoda, Insecta, Hymenoptera, Apidae. Bases 16 to 3954 code for a protein of 1312 amino acids.
GAUCGAGCAACGACCAUGUCUCGUCUUCGUGGCUCGUCGUCGAUUAAGGAAGGCUCGAAAGUGUCCUCGUUCUCCACGGAUCGUUUCCACCACGAGCAGCCGGAUCGCGCGUUAAAGUCGUGCAAGAGCAACUCGAAUCGCUACCAUUUCGGUAUGACGAGGCAACCGAACGACGAGGUGAGCAAGAACGGUCGUGACUAUAAGGAGCAUGUGAACGCGAACGCCGACUUGUUGUACAAAAAGAGCAAGGAGCACUUUGGCGCCUGGGACAUCAAGGACAUCGUCCAGGACGAGAGUGUCGGGCCGAGGAAGCAGACGGUGGAUCGAUUCGAAGGUAACGAUGCUCGAUUGAUCAACGGACGAUCGAGAGACGAUCGCGUGGAGACGCCGCGCGCGAGAACGCGUACGGGAUCUGUCGAUCGUGAGCAGGACGGAUCGCACGGGUCGAGAAGGAAAGAGAAUUGGGAAAAUUCGAAGCUGAGACGAUCGAAGCGCGACGACGACGACGACGACGACGACGACGAGAUCAAUGAUCAGAGAAACGACGAGAGGGAACAGCUUCUGAGGGAGAUCGAGAACUUGGCCAUCGACGGAAGAUCGCCGGAUCGUAAGAUCAGGGCGAUGAUCGAUCGGUUCAGGUCUCGGGAGGACGACAAGCUGAAGUCUCGGAUAGAGCGCGAGUGCUCGCGCAGUCCGGAGAAGAUUCGAGUGGACCGUGCCAACGAGCCUAAAUCACGAGACCACGAAAGAUACGAGCAGGAGGACGAUGGCAGAAAUCGGUCGGCGGAUCGAGAGACGGAGAGGAAACUCGCGGAGAGAACUCACCGACGACCGAGCAGAGAAGCGGACGACGAGGUUUCGCGAAGGAGAAGAAAUCACGCGUACGACAGCAAUCCGGAGGAUUUCGACGUGCGUAUACAGAGGUACGAGAGAGCUGUCGUGGAGCCCAGAAGAGAUCUGGAAUCGUUUAGGCGCGUUUCGUUGAAAGAUUCGACCGCUGACUUGGGAAGGAAGGACUCGUUGAAGGAUCACGAUCGACAAGUGACGAGGAAGAGUUCGUUCGAGGUGUCCGGCGACACGAGGAGGAGCCACUCUCGAGACAGAGAGUCCAGCCUGAGCAGAAAAACGUCCCUCAAGGGCCAGGAGAACGAUCCGUGCAGAAAGAACUCGUUCAAGAAUCAGGACCAGCUGGAGAGAAAGUAUUUUGGAGGAAGGGACACGAAGCACGUCUCGCGAAAGAGCUCGUCGAGGGAGCAGAAUUCGGAUUACGGGAGAAUUCUGCCGAGGAAUCGCGACGACACCGAACAGGAGAGGAAACGUUCGUUGAAGGGGCACGCCGACGGAGUCAGUAGGAUCACUUUCAAAGAGCAGGACUACGAUUCGAUUGGAUCGGUUCGCUCGUGCAGAGAUCGGGAGGACGUCGGUCUGAAAGUCGGCUUCAAAGAUCGUUCCGAUUCGGCCCGAAGGAACUCGUUCAAAGAAAAGACGGUCGAGUUUGGCGGGAUUUGCUGCAAAGACGGUGUCGACGGCGACGAUCUUCGAAACUUGGACGAGCCGAGAAAGGGGCAGUCGCCAAAUGGACGGUACGUCGAGUUGGGCAGUGGUGUCGUCUCGUUUCGUAGUCAAGGCGACGAGGAGAUUCGAACGAGGAGUCCGCCGAACGAUUCGGAGAAGAGGCGACGGUCUCCGAGGGGGAAGAAUCAGGAUGCCGUGGAGAAACGAUCGGACAGACACUCGAGACCGUUGACACCGCCGAAACGGGACGAGUUGCGGAUCGAGUGUCGAGAGGACACUAGCAACGGCCGCGAGCCGGAAUUCGACAGCAAGUCGUGGCACGAGAGCAACCGGAUCUUCGCCGCCAGGUACUUCCGCGAGAACAGCAGCAGAUACCGUGCGAAUCCGGACGGUCGUUCGGAGAUCGAUCGAGAUCCGUCGCCGGAAACGCGAGGUUUCCGCUCGACGGAGAUCGACAGCGGUUCGAGACGCGGCCGCGCGAAAUUGGAAACGCACUCUGGUGACUCGAAUCGGGAGCGAGAUUCGGAGAGCAGAUGCACGUCGACGACGCACGAGAGAAACGGGGCGACGAUCAUCAGGAUUCGAACGAGCCCGGAGACGGCUGUCGAGAGGAGACGUCGGCGUCGUCCUCUGCAGGACACGCACGCCGGAAGGAGGACACGGCGUUACGAGGCGGAGGACGAAGCGGACAGCGACGAGGAUGACGAAGAGGAAGAGGAGCGGGAGGAUCAUCGUCGACAGAGAGAAUCGAGCCGCGGAGAGGAUCGAGACGGUUCUAUAGCGUCGGGAAGAGGCGUUUCCACACCUUCGAGAAGAGUCUGGAACUACCGUGAAGGGGGUGUCCUGAUCACGGACGUGGAGGAGGGCCAACCUUGCCUGCAGUGCGGUGAUACGUGUUCAGGAUUCUCGCCUCACACGUGGAGAAAGAACUGCACCAGUUGCAAGUGCCCGCGUGAGGCGCACGAUGUGUGCCACGAGGAAUGGGCGUCGGUCAGGUCUCGUUUGGGCCUGAAAGGCGAGGAGUCCUCGCACCCGAUCGUUUUCGACCCGAGGUCAAAGGGCCUCGCCUGGGCACCUCCUGGCCUACCAGCUGAGAAGGUGGAGGAGUAUUUCUCGAUGCUGCCAGAAAUAUCCGUGCCCAGGUUAGGCACGCCUGGUGAACGAUACAGGGACCGACAAUUGGCGAUUCAAUUGCCUAAGCAGGACUUAGCCACAGCUUAUUGUCGCCAUUUGAAUCCGAAACACGUCAACAGCGCCGACGACUUUAUGACGGCAAGGAACGAGAUCGCGUUGGACAUCGGAAGCGUGCAGGAAAUACUCGAGACAGAUAUCAAGCCGUUCUGCGGCGCGUGUGACUCGCUGUUGUCAUAUGGCAGUCUCGUCGUGUCAGCGAGCAAGUUGGAGCUCUUCUAUCAUCCUGCCUGUUUCCGGUGCACAGAAUGUAAGGAACUUCUCGUUGAUCUCGCCUACUGCGUCCACGACAACACUCUGUUCUGCGAGAGGCACUACGCCGAACAGCUGAAACCCAGGUGCGCGGCUUGCGACGAGUUGAUUUUCAGUGGCGAGUACACGAAGGCGAUGAACAAGGACUGGCACAGCGGCCACUUCUGUUGCUGGCAGUGCGACGAGUCUUUGACCGGGCAACGCUACGUGCUGAGGGACGAGCACCCUUACUGCAUCAAGUGCUACGAGAGCGUUUUCGCCAAUGGCUGCGAGGAGUGCAACAAAAUCAUCGGUAUCGACUCGAAGGACUUGUCGUACAAGGAUAAGCACUGGCACGAGGCGUGCUUCCUCUGCAACAGGUGCAGAGUGUCCUUGGUGGACAAGCAGUUCGGUAGCAAGGUGGACAAGAUCUACUGCGGCAACUGCUACGACGCCCAGUUCGCCAGCCGUUGCGAUGGAUGCGGCGAGAUCUUCCGUGCUGGUACGAAGAAGAUGGAGUACAAGACCAGGCAGUGGCACGAGAAGUGCUUCUGCUGCGUGGUCUGCAAGAAUCCGAUCGGCACGAAGAGCUUCAUUCCGCGCGAGCAGGAGAUUUAUUGCGCCGCGUGCUACGAGGACAAGUUCGCCACCCGAUGCGUCAAGUGCAACAAGAUCAUCACCAGCGGCGGCGUGACGUACAAGAACGAGCCGUGGCACAGGGACUGCUUCACCUGUAGCAACUGCAACAAUUCACUGGCUGGCCAGCGAUUCACGUCUCGCAACGACAAGCCCUACUGCGCCGAGUGCUUCGGAGAACUGUUCGCCAAGAGAUGCACCGCCUGCUCUAAACCGAUCACUGGCAUUGGCGGCACCCGCUUCAUCUCAUUCGAGGACAGGCAUUGGCACAACGAUUGUUUCAUCUGCGCGGGCUGCAAGACCUCGCUGGUCGGCCGCGGAUUCAUCACCGACGGCGAGGACAUCAUCUGCCCGGAUUGCGCCAAGAUGAAGGUGAUGUAAAAGAAGAGAAGAGCGCGAGGACAUCGAACGAAGAAGAACGAACGAGAAGAAGGGGAGAGGGAGUAAGGAGUAAGGAGACGAGAAAUUAUAUCAAAAAGGCCUAACACGGCGUUGUCCAGUCUGUACACGUGGGAAUAGUAACCAUCCUCGCCGAAGGAAACCACUAGCCAGGAGGCGAGGAAGAUCUCCGCUUCGAGAAGAGAAUGAAACGAAGAAGGAUCAACGAUCGGAAGAUGGUUCAUUGCCAUCUCUCGAACGCGGGCGGAUGUCGCGAAUGAAAAAUUACCGUGUUUCUCUUUCUUCCACCCCUUGGAUUAUAUUUUCAGGAAACAUGCACGCGUACGCACAUAGUACGUACAAGCAGAGAGAAACACGGUGCUUUUUUUACCACCAUCCCUCCCUGCGAUCUAUUUUUUUUUUUUUUUUUCUUCUUUCGAGAGUUUCCUCGAUUCUUCUCGAUCGGCUCGACAGUUUUCUCGAAGCAGAGGGGAGCACGCGAGCAGACAGACACACGACGAGGGUUAUACUUCCUAGCUUCGUAGUUUUUAGAGGCCAUUUUUAGUCACUUGCGAUUGUGAUUUCGAUUUCUCCUUCGCGUCGUCAAACGGGGGGGGGGGGGGGGGAGAACCAAACGCGCGCGGCCGCGAGUCGAGGAGGAGAAAGACGCCUUUACGAGAAAGAAGUUGAGAGAAUCAAAACGCAUGCCUUAACGUAUAGUUACUGUCGUCCGGUUGUUAGACCGUCGGUGUUAGAAAUGUCGGAACGAAAUGCCGCGUAGCUGCAUUGUCGUGGCAUUGUUAAACGUUAUUGUUCUUUUUUUCUUUUCGCUUUGCGCAACGAUGCGAGAAACGAGCGACGCGCGUGGACAACCAGCGAGUCGAGGGGGGAAAAGAAUGGAAGAUCCUAUAUAUUCAUACGGGACUAAAUUUGAUAAUAAUAACGUUAUUUUUAUUUAACUGAAACUCACACGUACACACGCGACACAGUCUCACACACACGUACACACGAGUUUUCUCUCCCUUUCUCUCUCUCUCUCUCUCUCACUCACUCACUCUCUCUUUCUGUCUCUCUGUAUCUAUCUACUUUUAUUCGUCGUUCCGCGAUAUUGUACAGUAACACACUCGUGCAAAAUUAUAAGUAUAUAACGAACGACUAGAUCAAACGACGGGGCUGCAUAAUGUAAUUGUUCCAAAGGCAAUACGAAAUCUUUCAAAUUCAAAAGUGUCUUCGACACGGCGGACUUUUAAGUAGUUCGAAUUUUGUAACAAAUUAAAUCCGUAGCUUUCCCAUAAUUCUUAACUCUUGUACGAUCCUAACUUCACACGAGUAGACGCAAGUACACGGUAUUCGCGAGUGCGUGGACGUGGGAAUUUCAACUGCGACCGGCCAUCCUGCUCGAUCGUUGCAUCUUUCUUUUUUCUCGAGCAGGAAAGCUGGCCGGCGAUUGAAACGAUCUCGUAUCCGCGAGCGUUCUUCCAUGCUUUGACCGCGUCGAACCGAGAGAAAAUGAUAAAGAAUUGCAAUAAAAAGAUUAAAAAGAAAAAAGAAAAAGAAAGAAAGGAGCAAACUGAACAAAGAGAAAGAGGAUUCAUAAUACACACGCAUUCACGACACACACGCAUGCCGAACGAGUGUGCGAACACGCACACGCGGAGAAAUACACUAAAUUGUGGCCUUAUCCGCACGAGUACAUAGAAAUAAGAGAGAGGACAAGAAAAAAAGAAAAAAAGAAAAAAAAAGAAACUAACGUUUUGCGAAUGACAAUUAGUUUGUUGAAUAUGGUACUGUCUGUGGUAGGGACGUAUUAUCGUCGAGAAGAGAAAGAACGACCGUGCAACGGUGAAAUGAGCUAACAAACGGGAAUGAAACGAUGAGAAGAAGCGGCGAGAAGAAAGAAAAUGAAAGAAAAAAAAAAGGAUAUCGCGACGACCAAUAAAAAAAGUACACGUGCUAUAUAAUAUAUGUUCUUACCGAUCACUCACAUACUAAUCGCCUUAAUUAG